Molecule: messenger RNA, 2231 nt
Organism: Mytilus trossulus (common blue mussel)
Lineage: Eukaryota; Metazoa; Mollusca; Bivalvia; Mytilida; Mytilidae
Product: heat shock 70 kDa protein 12A-like
Exons: 4
Coding region: 45-1100 (351 amino acids)
Source: RefSeq, a predicted model, not a curated record
AAUACAAAUGUGUCAUUAAAAAAAACAAACGUGAUUCCCAUUUGAUGUUUGAGAAUUUCAAAUUAGAAUUAUAUAAACGAAUGGAUAUAACUGCUGAAAUGGAAAUAAAAGACGGGUACGGAAGGUCAAAGUUGGCAAUAGAUGUGUAUACAGCUGUAUUAAAUGAUUUAAAACAAAAAGCGCUUAUACACACGGGAAUGAAAAACAUUGAAGAAAUUGACAUAUCUUGGAUUAUGACGGUGCCAGAUGUAUGGAACGAAAGCGCUAGAAAUUUUAUUCAACUGAGUUGUGAAAACAGUGGAAUACCCAAAGAGCAGAUGAUAAUAGUAGAUGAGUCAACUGCUAUUCUAACAUAUUUUCAGGAUGUCCAGUACUUUUGCAAAGAAAAAAUUAUAUCGCAAACUUUAGAUGACAAGAACUAUCUUCUCAUAGACCUUGGUGGUGGAACAUGUGACAUAACUGGUUAUCAUGUAACAGCCGAUUGCGAUGUAGGUGUUCCAAUUGAAUCUACACAUAUAGCAUGUGGUUUCGAUAUAGCAUGUGAUGCACUUCUAGAUCGUAUUUCGUCUAUGAUAGGAGACCGAGCUAUGGAUUGUUUGAAAGAAGAAGAAACAGUCAGCUUCCUACAAUUGAAAGAAAAAUGUUUACAAUUAGUCAAGACAUCAGAAUAUUCAUCAACAUUAAAUGUUCCGAUACGCACGUUUAACGGCUUGUGUAAACGUUUUCGUUUGAUGUCAUUCGAGGAAACUGUUGAUGAUUUUGGAAAAACUCCGUCUUGUGGAAAUUCGGAACGCUUGGAUAUUGAUUUUAAGCUAUCUGGGGACAACCUCAUUGUACGGAAAGGACUUAUAGUCGACUCGCUCAAUGUGGUAAUAAAGAAUGUAAUAACUGAAAUCAAGCAUAUCUUAAAGACACAAAAGGCACAAGACAUUCAGCAGUUUUUCAUUGUUGGUGGAUUCUCAUCUCUAUUUGUUGUUCAAAAUGAGAUUAUGGCGGCAUUCAAAGAGAAAACCAUCUUCUUUGCUAACGACAAAGUAUAUGCAUCUGUUAAAGGUGCACUCUUAUGUGGGUGCAACAAUAUAAGAAUGAAAAAUAGUUAAUGAUUAUAGGAAUACUGGAAAAGAAAUGAUUUGUGGUACAUUGAGACUGAGAGAACAUGAUUUAUUUAUAAGUUGUUGUUAUGAUGUAAACAAACAUUCAUUCACUGUGAAUACUAUAACUUCGGUACAUUGUGUCUGUUGUCUUUUUAUGAUUGAUGUUCAUGCUUUGUGUCGUUUUAAUAGGUCAAGCAACAUCCAACUGAUUUAUGCAGUUGGUUGUGUUGUGCAACGGUUCCGGGUUCGGGAUCGGGUUUUAUCGACUCAUUCUUUGUGUUACUGUCAACAGCCACGAGCCUGUAAUUCAGUGGUUGCGUUGGAUAAGGUAUGUGUACUUGUGUAGCCGAUUGUCGUUGUUUUUUCUUCUGAACAGUUUCAUUUUAAAAUUGUACUGAUAAAUAUUGCAAGUUUAAUCAAAUGAUAGGAAUCAGGAAAGUCCAAUAUAUGUUUGUAUUUAUCACGUAUUUUUAAUUUACGAUUACUAUAAUAUGUAUCUACUAAGUAACUAAGAAGUAUUAACUGAGGAAUGGCUUAAAGUCCAUAUAAGACAGAGCUAAUCCAUAUCUACGAGUGGGGCAUCCGUGUACUAUGGACACAUUCUUGUCUAGGUUAUAACUUUAUUUCAUUUAGCUUCUAUCGUCAAUCACUCAUUAGCUACCAUAAGCUGCUGUCCGCGAAAUCCAAGCAGAACUGUCUCUGCUACACUUUUUUUCUGGUUUUGUUUUUAACAUAAAGGAUGUUUCGAUUUCUUCGGUUGACGUGUUUACCUUCGCAAUAUAGAGGUUUGAUAACUGACUAUUUUGAUUUUUUGAAUGUUGAAGGCCGAUUGUUGGUCUAUAGUUAGUUAAAUCCGAUUGAUUUAGAUACUGUAUGAUAGUUGUCUUAUUGGCAAUCAUAUCAAAUCUCUUUAUUUAAUAUCCAUAUAAAAACGCUCGCUAAACAAGACAAACUGAAUCGUUUUAAGAUAACUUUUAAUCGUUUUUCAGAUUGGAAACGGGGUUUCACUACUAACUGCGAAAGAGGUUUGAUAAGAGCCAUAAUAAGCCUCCCAAAAUUAUUAUUUAUUUAAUAUGUAAAUUGAAAGGGUUUAUAUUCUGUAGACUUCGUCAGUCUAUUUAUAAAAAUCAAAAGGAG